Molecule: messenger RNA, 4255 nt
Organism: Penaeus monodon (black tiger shrimp)
Lineage: Eukaryota; Metazoa; Arthropoda; Malacostraca; Decapoda; Penaeidae
Product: von Willebrand factor A domain-containing protein 7-like
Exons: 19
Coding region: 313-3501 (1062 amino acids)
Source: RefSeq, a predicted model, not a curated record
UGUAUAAAUACAAUACCCAGCUGACUCUAGGGUUAGUCUACUCUUACGCUGACACAUGAGUGUUCUCUGUGUCCUGUCGACGUCCUGUUUGAGUGUUUUUAUCCAGACUGUUCAUCGCGAGAAUUUACCAUACCCGUCGUUUCCCAAAACAUAAUUGAAACGUUCUCACAAAGAUUAUAAUGAAAUAGGCAAAUAAAAACACCAACAAAUGGAAUCACUGAACGCAUAGGAAGAAAAAGAAUAAGAAGAGUUAGGAGAGGAAGAAGAAUUAUAAGAAGAAAACACACAUCCCGAACCGGUAAUCCCUUCGCGAUGGAGCGUCGCGGUCGGAACUCCGGGCCGCUUGGCCUCCUUCUGUUGGCACUCGCGGCUCCUUCGGCGGCGUUCCUGGGUCGAGGGACGAUACUGGAGAGGGAAGGUGACAUCUUCGGGAUCUACUGCGAUGAGUUCGACAGAGGCACGCGUGUGUGGCAUCACAGGGAGAUCACCAGGGAGGCAGUGAGGAAAGUCAUCGUAGAUUAUUUCAGAACGGUGCCUCCAGCCAAGGGGGUUUACAACCACCGCGACGGCAUGACGCUGGAGGAGGCCUACGCGGAGUACUUCGGCGCCGAGUCCUCCCCGAAGCCGUUCCUCUCGACUGUAGCUUCACUCGUGGACGCCGCCGCCGAAGCCGACGCGGGCUACCUCGGCUCCGAUCCGAGGUACCAUUUCGGCAGCGAGAGGUUCUCCGAGUCUCAGCAGAUACUGACGGGGCGUUGGCCGCGGAUCGUAAAGGCAAUACAGGCUGGUGACUACAGCGCCGCCAUCUACAUGCUCGGCCUGUCCCUCAGUGCAAUACAGGACUUCUAUUCCUAUUCGAAUUGGGUCGAAUUAGGCAAUGAGGAAUUCAAUCCAGAUGUUGGAAUAUCCGGCCUUGCUCUGUCCGACGUGGCGGACCCGCAGGACAGCACGUGCAAGGACUGCCCGAAGGACGCCAGCGGGGUCGGCGCCUGUCCUGACAACCUCCUUCAGGACAUUCUCGACGCUGGCAAACUCACGUCUGGAUAUAAUGAUGGAGACGCUGUGGCAGGCAUGAGGGUGGAGAAGCCGAGGGGCGUAGCUAAAUGCAGCCACGGAGGUUCGAGGGACAAGUCAAGGAACACGGGGGCAAGAGGAGGGAUCAACAAAGAGCUCCCGACCGCCUGCUUCUCGCCUCAUCACCAGCUGCAUGAGAAGGCAGCGCAGCAAGCCAUCCAGGCGACCGAGUACUACCUGACCCUAGUGCGCGGGGCAGUCGGCGAUGACCUCUUCGUCCGCUUCCUGGGCCUAUACCCGACACCAGCGCUGGUUCUCGUCCUGGACACGACGGACUCCAUGGACAAGGAACUCGCAGCCCUCGUCCACACGGCCAGCCGCCUCGUCCAGCAGCACACCAGCGCCACCUACCCGCCCUCCGAGUACCUCUUCGUGCCCUUCAACGACCCAACUUACGGCCCAGUGACGAGGUCUCAGAGGCCGGACGAAAUAUACCAAGCUCUGACAUCUUUGCGAGCCACUGGGGGAGGAGACGAGGCGGAGCUCAGCAUGUCCGCCCUCAGACUGGCCCUGCACCACGCCCCGCCUCACGCCCACGUCUUCCUCUUCACGGACGCUUCUGUCAAGGAUCCCGAACUUUUUGACACAGUGGUGGGCCUCGCGCACGCUAAGAGCAUCAAGGUGACGCCCGUGCUGACAAUGCCAGUCGACUACGGCGGGAUAAGCGGAAGGAUGCUUCUCCCUGAGAUCGAGGAGGAGGAGAAUGUAACGCUGAGUGAUGAUGCGGCCAGUGACAUCGCUGAGGUCACGGCGGGGAGCGAGAUGGAGGGAAAUGCUAUCAGUCAAGGAGGAGGUUUCGGAAGUAUAAGCAGGAGCAGGCGCGCUGCUCGCACGGGCCGCCCUCGACGGCAGCUGCGGAGCUUCUCGAAGUACGCGGAGCUGGCAGAGCGGACCGGCAGCCAGGUGGUCGAGUCCCCCGGCGACCGCGUGGAGGAGACGGCCAGGAUCGUGGAAGGAGCCGCGAAGCAGGCAGUUUUGUGGAAGGACAUCGGCGUGACGUCAUCGCAACGAAUCAAGGUUCCCAUCGAUUCGCUAAUCAGUGGCUUCGAGGUGUCUUUGACCGGCCGCCUUUCCUCGGCAGUCCUCACAACACCGUCUGGUUCAAGAUUCGACCUACUUACACGAAAUAACAACGCUGGCCGUGGCUAUGCCGUGGUGGCUUUUACUCCAUACCUUGCACGGAUCCGCGUUGACAUGACUCAGCGUCCGAACGACGUGGGAGAAUGGACCCUGCAGUUCAACCCUUCAGAUGAGUCAUCGGUUGUUAUUUCAGCCCACACACCCAUGGACAUCAUGCCCACCUUUUAUACUCCUGAUACAUUUGGCAAUCACCCUUCUUUGCAAAGGGUAGCUGGUCAGCCAAGUAGAAGUUCUGAUACCUAUCUGGACGUUGUUAUCACCGGCGUCGACACCUCAAACCUCCGUCGUGUAGACAGAGCGUACCUGAAGGACUCAACGGGAAGGGAGCUCCUCAACCUUGACUUCCCCAUCAAGAGUCCCAGGAGGAACACGUAUCUAAAGUUUCCUUCCCGAAAUCUUCAAGCUGGACGGUUUACGGUGGUUGUCACGGGUGUUGACGGCAGUGGACGUCCCUUCCGACGCGAGAGUGGGACGCAGUGGGACCUAGUAGAUUCCUCGUUGGGCUUUCCUUUAGGGCGAGAGGUCUGGGGAUCUCCCGGAGACAGCCUCAGGAUACCUGUCGUCAUUGCGAACACUAAUGCUGAUAAUAUCGCACAGAGCACCUACUUUGUUAGUGCUUAUGAUGCUUUAGGCUCCACCGUGUCACUUGACCAAAAGAGAGUGACACUGGGAAGGAACGAGUCGGUGGUUCUGACAGUGACAAUGGUCAUGGCUUCCUCAGCUCUGCCGUACACGACUAACACCCUGAUCGUCACAGCCAUCUCCAACCGGGGUGACACUUCCCAUACUCAGGCACAUAUCUCUGUUGUCCCGAAGGCCUUCCUUGCCGACAGGACGCCCCCGACGUGCCAAGUGCUCAGCAAGACCCCAUGCACAGGCUACCUAACCCCAGAGACUUGCAACCAGCGGUACUGGCAGACGGUCGUCGGGCUCUGGGAUGCAGGAUCAGGAAUUUUCCAAGUGUCGACCAGCCCUCCAUCCGACAUUCCUAUCUUUGUCAGCGGGACCCAUCAGCUCAGUGUGACCUACAAUGCCCUCUGCUGCAGUCCGAUGGUGACCGUUAGUGUGUACGACGCGGCGGCCAACCUAGGAGUUUGUAACGUUGAUAACGGCAUUCUUGGAGCGGAGCCUCUCCUCAACACGGGCGAGAUCGCGGGCAUUGUCGUAGGCGCCGUGGUCCUCCUGCUGCUCAUCCUCCUCGUGGUGGGCAUCGUCAUCCGCCGACGCCGAACGAGAACCGAGGACGUCACCCUCAGGAUGCGAGGACCGAGGAGCUCCAACGAAUAGGGGCGAAAGGAGGAGCACCCGCGAGUUCGGACCUUCGGCGGCGCGGGGGGACCUUCGACGCCUCCACCCGGGAGUUCGCUAGACACGUCAUGGUCCUCGGAGUUCUCAGCGACGACAACCUGGACUUCAGGGUCGGCUGAGGACCCUCCCUAUAAAGCGCCGGAGUCUGCCCCGAGCAGCGCUUCCAGCUCGAGGUCUUCGGUUGACUUCGGUUUCUGGAGAGUGACGUUCCUGGGACCGCAUUCAAUCUUUACCGUCACAAGAUGCCAAAAUUAAAUCUAGACAAUCAAGCGGCCUCUCUCCUUCUCUCUCUUUCUCUCUCUCUCUCUCUCUCUCUCUCUAUCUAUCUAUUUAUCUCUAUUUCUCUCUCUCUCUCUCUCUCUCUCUCUCUCUCUCUCUCUCUCUCUCUCUCUCUCUCUCUCUCUCUCUCUCUCUCUCUCUCUCUCCCUCUCUCUCUCUCGUUCUGAAUGUCUUUGUAUCUGAUUAACUUACUAAAAGAUUUGGCUUCCUUGGGUGUUCCUUCGUAAUUCCUCCGUGAGCUUCGCUGAGCUCAUAGGGUUUGGUCCUUCAGUAUGAACGGUCGUGUUAUGUAUUUUAUGUAGCAAUGUAUAUCGUUUUUUUCUUCAAAUAUGGUUAAGAAAAAUUUGCCAGGGUCAAUUAUCAAAUAAAAUAAGUUGUGUAUAUAUACAUACAUACAUACAUACACAUGCAUACAUACACACACACACACACACACACACACACACACACACAC